AUGCGGAACGCAAGCACGGAGCAGAUACUCAAGGACGAGGAAUGUUUCGAGAUAAUACGCAAGAAGCUUACGAAAGACUCGAUGGAGGAUUUCUCGUUGAUAACGUACGAGGUGAUCCCUAUAGACGAGGUGAACGGUUUCAUGGGCCAGUACUUCACUCUGAAAGCCACCGUGGCCUCACCCCGGUCGCCGCUCGAGACGAAGAAUAUUAACUUCUUCACGAAGGUACCGCCGCCGAUGUCCAGCCCUCAGUACGAUUUCAUUCAACAGUACGGCACGUUCAAAAAGGAAGUCGCGCUCUACACGACCGUUUUCCCAGAGGUGUUGGUCGAUGGCCUGGACAAAAGAUACGUGCCAGAAUGCUUCCUCGGUCUGGAGGACGACGUGAUCGUCCUGGAGGACAUGGCCCACAGCGGCUACGAGAUGGCCGACAAGUUCAAGCCGUUCGACUUCGAACACUGCAAGAUCCUGAUGAAGACGUUGGCCAGAUUCCACGCGAAAUCUUUGAUCUUCGAGGAGUUGUACCAGAAGAGCUUGCACGACGAGUUCUCUCACUGCAUGCAGGAAACGCUUUGGCCGUUGAAGGGUGACCGGGCGAAGGCGAUGCUCGACGCGGCUGUGAAAGGUAUAGUCUCGUUGAUAGACCUGAUGCCGAGCUUGAACGAGGGACAAAAGAAAGCGUUCAGCGCGAAGGUCACCGAACUGUGCGUCGAUCACGCGAACAAAUUGCUACCAUCGAUGAAACACAAGAACGUGCUGUGCCACGGCGACCUCUGGGCGAACAACAUCUUGUUCAAAUAUGGCAUCGAUGAGAAACCUGUGGAGUGCUGUCUCAUCGACUUUCAACUUGCCAGAUACAAUCCACCGGCUCACGACACCCUGUGUUUCCUGCAGUUCACAACGACGCGCGAAUUACGCGAGAAACACGGCGACGAGCUGUUCAAAAUCUACCACGACUCGAUGACGAGAGCUCUGGAGGAAGCUGGCCUGGACAUUACCACCGUGUUCCCUUGGAGCGACUUCUCCGCGUCGAUCGAGGACCUGCGGAUCAUGUGCAUCACUCACGGUGUCUUGAACAUACCGAUCAUGUUGCUGGAGCCUGGAGCCGCCAGCAAAUACUUCUAUGACGAGCCGGAACUUUUGGAGAACAUUUUGUACGUGGACAGAACGCCGUUGAUCUGCAAGCAAGUGGAGGACGUGCCGCGUUACAAAGAAAGAAUGAUGGACGCGUUGCUAGAGUUAUACGAUCACGUGGCUGGUUAA
Messenger RNA from Heterotrigona itama, 1263 nucleotides. NCBI's taxonomy places the organism in Eukaryota, Metazoa, Arthropoda, Insecta, Hymenoptera, Apidae. The record is from the annotation of a GenBank genome assembly.